CUUCGUUUGAAACCUUCACUUCAAGAAAUCCAAGAUAUUGUAGCCGCUAAAAAGGGAAAUACUAUUCCAGUUUAUGCACAAAUUCCCGCAGACUUACUUACACCAGUAAGCGCAUAUUUGCGCAUAUCACAAAAUAGUGAAUAUUCUUUCCUAUUAGAGUCAGUGGCAGGUGGUGAAAGGAUUGGACGAUACUCGUUUCUUGGAGCUGAACCAUAUAAGAUUCUGAAAACUGGAGAUAAUGAAGAAAUACAAGGAGAUCCGUUAAUAGCUUUGGAAAAGGAAUUAGAGUCGAUUAAAUUUGUUUCCGUGCCAGGGAUUCCUGCCUUCACUGGUGGUGCUAUUGGAUACAUUGCAUAUGAUUGUGUAAAGUAUUUUGAAUCUCGUACUGCACGCGAUUUACUAGAUCCGCUUGGUCUGCCAGAUUCAGUUUUCCUAUUUUGCGACACUAUUGUUAUUUUUGAUCAUCUUUACCAAAUUUUAAAUGUUGUCUCCCAUUAUCGGAGUGAUUCAACAAAUCCCCAAGACAUUGAAAGGGAAUAUAAAAAAACUAUGGGAAAGAUCGACGCAGUUAUGACUCUACUUAAUUCCGAAACAACACCUAAAAUUCCGCAGGGUGAAAUUCGACUUAAUCAAAAUUCUGUCUCUAAUGUUGGUAAAAAAGGUUAUGAAGAAUUUGUAACAAAGCUAAAACAUCAUAUCAAGAAAGGUGAUAUAAUUCAAGCCGUCCCUUCACAAAGACUUGCACGACCCACGACAUUACACCCGUUCAAUAUAUAUCGUCACUUGCGCACUGUCAAUCCUUCCCCUUAUAUGUUUUAUAUCAAUUUAAAUGACAUCAAAAUUGUUGGUGCAUCACCCGAGCUACUUGUCAAAGUCGAUGAAGACGGAACUGUGACUAAUCAUCCAAUCGCAGAUUUUAAUAUUGAAAUUAUACGGAUGAUAGAUGAUCAAAGACUUGCCGAGGAUUUACUUAAUGAUCCGAAGGAACGAGCCGAGCACAUUAUGCUUGUUGAUCUUGGACGGAAUGAUAUAAAUCGGGUUUGCCGACCUGAGACUGUUAAGGUUGAUUCUCUCAUGCACAUUGAAAGAUAUAGUCAUGUUAUGCAUAUUGUUAGCCAGGUUUCUGGUAAGCUUCGAGAAGGCAAAACGAGGUUCGACGCGUUUCGCUCUAUUUUUCCAGCUGGUACAGUUUCUGGUGCACCAAAAGUUCGAGCAAUGGAGCUUAUUGCUGAAUUGGAACAGGAAAAACGUGGUAUUUACGCAGGCGCUGUUGGUCAUUUUGAUUUUGCAAAUUCGAUCGACACAUGUAUUGCGAUACGCACAAUGGUUUUUAAAGAUGGUGUUGCUUAUCUUCAAGCAGGUGGUGGAAUAGUCUAUGAUAGUGUAGAAGAGGAUGAAUUUCAGGAAACGAUUAACAAAUUGAAGUCGAAUAUUACGUGCAUUGAUAAAGCCGAGGAAUAUUAUCACAGAUUGCACACGCAAAUGCUAUAA
This is a messenger RNA of Ambispora leptoticha, 1491 nucleotides long. NCBI's taxonomy places the organism in Eukaryota, Fungi, Glomeromycota, Glomeromycetes, Archaeosporales, Ambisporaceae. The record is from the annotation of a GenBank genome assembly.